This is a messenger RNA of Cydia splendana, 4224 nucleotides long. RefSeq names its product ADP-ribose pyrophosphatase, mitochondrial. NCBI's taxonomy places the organism in Eukaryota, Metazoa, Arthropoda, Insecta, Lepidoptera, Tortricidae. Gene Ontology annotation, molecular function: ADP-ribose diphosphatase activity. Bases 100 to 996 code for a protein of 298 amino acids. The transcript is spliced from 4 exons. The record is from RefSeq and is a predicted model, not a curated record.
CUAAUAUUUUAACUGUGAAUAAACGAACUGUGAAUAUCGUGAGCGUCGGUAAAGUGGCAUAUAAUAUUAACUGAGGAUCACGUAAACCAAUCUGCAUUCAUGAAUAUAAUUUUAGUUGGGCUUCUUUUGAUGAUUCGACCGGCACUCAGUAUGAUGAUAACACACUUUAAAUGCCGCGGCGGAGUCUACCCACGGUCGUCAAUUGAAAGAUUCCCGGUACCUGAUGAUAAAGUGAGCUGGGCCGUUGACUAUAAGGAAUAUAGACCACGCAAUCAUACUGCACAAUCCAUUCAUGGGAAACCUUGGGCUGAUCCAGAGAUAGGUAAUCCUGACUUCAAACCAAACUGGAAUCAUUUAGACAAGAAUGUUGAUAGACAAAGUUACACAGGUCAAUACAAAGUAGUAGAUAGCUAUCCUCUCAAUCCUAUUGGGAGAACCGGCAUCAGUGGUAGAGGAGUGCUAGGCCGCUGGGGACCCAAUCAUGCUGCCGAUCCAGUGGUCACAAGGUGGAAAAGACUGCAGUCGGGAGAAGUGGAAGUAGACAAGAAUAGCAAUAAGCCAAUACUUCAGUUUGUUGCCAUAAAACGAGGAGACACGGGUGAAUGGGCCUUACCAGGCGGUAUGGUAGACCCUGGUGAGAAGGUAACCACAACAGCUGUCAGAGAGUUCCGAGAGGAAGCUAUUAACUCCCUUGUUAUGUCCCAAGGUGAACUAAAGGCAUGGGAAGCGAAAUUCGAAUCGUUCUUCAACGACGGCGAAGAAGUCUACAAAGGCUACGUAGACGACCCGCGCAACACCGACAACGCCUGGAUGGAAACAGCCGCGUACAACUUCCACGACGACAGCGGGCACGUGGUUGGCGCGCUGAACCUGCACGCUGGCGACGACGCCGUCGGCGUUACGUGGGUCGACGCGACCCCGGACCUGAAGCUCUAUGCCAGCCAUAGUAGUAUUGUUAAGGAAGUGCUCAAGCGAAGGCUUAAUGCUUUUUCUUAAGUGUAAGUGUGAGCACAACUAGCACAAGGUAGUAAUCUCUCAGAUGCUGCGUUGCUGACAUGGAUUGCCAGUACAAACAAGUUUUUUUUUGUUGAAUUUAAGUAAACUAUUGCACUUUUUACAAACAAGUUACAAAUUACCUAUUACAACGUCGCAUUUUUAUUUUAUUAGAGCCUACGUUAAAUUUGACACUUAAUAAAGUGUAUAAGAAUGAAUAAUAAUUGUGGUUUCACCCACGAUUUUGACCACAAUAACACACAUAUCAGCACAUAAUUAUGAAAGGUUAACUGAUAGCCUCAUAUAUUAAAGUAUCCCGCCGCGUCAGUCUGUUUCUGUGUAUGUAUGUCCACGAUAAACUUAAAAACUACUGAAAGCUUCGAGCAACACCGGCUUCCGACACAUCGGAAGGGAGGGGCCCAAGCGAUAUCUCACCGUACAAAUCUUUCUGCCAUUUUUCGCGGGGGGAAAGGUGCACACAGUCGCACUUCUCACACACUUACAUACAAAAUCCCAUCAAAAUCCAAUCUGUAAUGACGACACAAAUACAUAGAAAAUGACACACGUCAAAGACAAAUCUUGCAAACCUCGAUCUCUUUUUGUGUACGGACGAGUCAGGACGAGUGACAAGUGUCACAACACGCACACUAACACAUUUUCGUUGAAGUAUGUUAUUGUAUUCUGAGAGAUGAGAAGUCGGAUUUGUCGCUCGACCGAUCCGCAAUUUGUACUGAGCGAGCAAAAUCGAUAAAUCCAACAAUUACAUGAGACUAAAAUAUAAUAAUUGUUUUUAAUGUAAUUAAACGUAUGCUAUGUAAAAAAAAAUAUUACAUGUGAAAUGUAACACUUUCUUUUUGUAAAUUUGAUAUCCCCGACCUCUUUUUAUAACAAAAAACCGAGCAAACAGGCAUUUUUGUGCAGCAGUGUUCACGCGCGCGUCUGGACUCGGUCUAGUGAAAAAUCCAAGUGCAACUAGUUUUAUUACCCGCGCUAGAUUAGAUUGACGCGCUAAUCUUGUACCUCGGCAGAGGGGAAAUAGUGCGAAUGCCGCCUCCCUUCCGUGUUGCUCGAAGACUGAAAGGAUUUUCAUGCGGUUUCACCUAUCAAUAGAGUGAUUAUUGAGGAAGGUUUUGUGUAACCCGUGCGAAGCCGGGGCACGUCGUUAGUUGUUAAUAGGUGUAAGCGACUUCCAAAAAAAAAACUAUAUUAUUAUUUAUACUCACACUUACUUUAUUAUUUGUAUAACUAUAUAGAACCUUACAUCUAAUAACAUUAAAAUAAUUCAAUUUUGUAAACCCUUCGUCACCUUGAUUAAAAGUUGUCACAUACUUAAAAUCUGUAGGUAUUAUUUUGCUAGCAUAAUAUUGCACCCACUGAAUAGGAAAAAUGCACUAACAAAAUGCAAAAAUUUAAAUGGAAGUGUAGUCCUAAAAAAGAUUUCAUGUACAUAAACAUUAUAAGGGUGGUAUUCCACCUGUCCAAUAUUUGAUCAAAUGUGCAUUGCGUCCCACUCCCUCAUUAAGCAAAAUGUGAGACGCAAAUACAAAUUUAAUCAAAUCUUGGACAGGUGGAAUACGACCCUAGUUAUUUUAAGAAAUAAGGUUACAUAGGCACUAUGCAAAAAUGUGCCUAUGACAAGGUGCAUUAAAGUCGUUUUUCGUGUCUUAUCUUAUUGCAAAGUGCACCUACCAAUCACUUCUCGUGAAUGAAAGAUAAAAAAAAGAGAAAGGAAACAUUCAUACGCAAAUAACAAACCAAGCACCUAGUCUUAAUAUCCCUAUAAAUUUUCUCUUAGAACCAAUAAACAAAAAUGAGCAAACAUAUCUAAAUAAAUUUUACGAAACAACAAACAGUCACAUGUAAAGGUUUAAUUUUCAAGAGUUAUUCAUCCAUUAAUUACAUCACACGAUUUUGGGGGGGGUCAAGAAAAUGUGACAUGUUGUGACAAGGGGGAGAGGGGAGUCACAAACUUUGUGACGUCACUUUAACUUCAUCAGUAACCAAAAUUUUAUUUUAAUCAUUUUAUUUACUGUACAGUUCAAAAACAAGUUUUUGGAACGAUAAUCGUUUUUAUUAGUUUAAUUUUUUUUCGUAAUCAGUUUUGGGUUAUAAAUUUACUAAUAUUUUGACAAAAAAUUAAUAAUACUUAAUUCAAUUUGCCGAUUUCGUUGAAAAAAUGUGACGUCACACCAGGGGGGGAGGGGUUUGCCAAAUGUGACCAAGUGUGACAAGGAGGGGGGGAGGGGUCAAAAAACCUUGAAAUUCGUGUGACGUAAUUAAUGGAUGACCCCUUAGCUUGGUAUCCCAUUUAUCAAUUUUCUUUGUUGUUGGUAUUCAACUAUUCAGACCCAGCUCUUGUCUCUUCUUCUUUGUCCAGCCCAUUUCCCAGUUCAGCUGGGGUCGGGCCUAUUCAGCCCCACCUGCUGGGGCCACCCAGCUCUUGAGAAUUAACCUUUACUUUAAUAUCCGACGUACUGUUAGGACAUCACAUUAGUAAGUUAUUGAGUAAUUCUAUAAAUAACGUAUAUCUCAUACAAGCCCUCUUUAAACAUAUAUCAUAAACAUACAUACAUGUAUUAACAAAUGAAAGAUUACCCACCUGUACAAAUAUCACACUUAAAAAUGGCAGCCCAAUAAGUACAGCCAAUACCCAAGGAUUCGUAUAGGUAUUUAUCAGUUCAACACUUGUUCAACAAGGAACCAUAUAUUACUUUCAUUUAUGACAUAUUCAAAUGUUUUAUCUUUUUAAAUGCCAUAUAAUUGUAACGUAAAUAAGGGACUUUAAUAAACCUGUCAAAAAGAGUCAUCAUCAUUUUUUUUACAUAUAUUUCUUAACAAUUACAGAGCCAAACUAUAAAGUUCGUUAAUAUAUGUACAUAUAUAUACCGAAAUCUAAACUUUCAUGACUAGUAACUAUAAAAUGAUACCAAAAAUCAUAAAAUGACAUAAAUGCACUAUAAAUAAAUUUACUGACAUAUUUACCGAAACGCAACUAUAUAACGCAAUUGCAAACUGCAUUCACAUCAGACAAUCUUGCUUGAGACUUGAGACUUAAACUACUUUAUUAUUGGCAGUUCUAGAAGCUAACUACCCUGUGGCAUCAUAUAAAACAUUAAAAUGCUAAUAAGUAAUAACGUUGGGACUUUCAUAUGGGAAAUUAUGACGAUUAUCAGACUAAUAUUUUAUAUGAAACAGCCCAGACAGACGAUUUAUUUAUUUUGUACAAACACA